AUGAAUAAUGAAUAUGUCAGACGUAAAGUGGGCAUUAGGGAUAUGAAAUCAUGCCUGAUAUGUCAAAAACCAACCACAGUAGUACUUUACAACAAAUCUAUUCCGGAUUUGAUCUAUUCUUGUGAAAUCCAUUUACAAGAUAAUCCACAGUUUGUGUUACCAAUACAGAGCACAGAAUAUAUCAGGACAGUAGAAAGGCUCAAAAUAUUGAAGCGGGAACUGGCUGUAGCGAAUGAUAAUGACAAAACUGGGUCAUGGGACAAUUGGGUGACCAAGAUAUUUAGCAGUAAGAAAUCUGAAGGAGAAGUUGAUGAUGAUAACAGUAAGAAGGCCAAUGAUAGUGCAACUCCAUCGCCGGAUCAAGCAGACCCUAGAAAGGAGUACAACGAAUUGCUAGACAGAAUGGCUCAGUUGCAAAACGAUGUGAGGCUGUUCAAAUUGAGUAAGUCCAUGUUUGAAUCAAGAAUACAUCAACGACAAAUGAUGUUGAAACGCAUUGAACUGCAAAAGCGGGAAGAACAAAGCUACUCAAACACCGAUCCAGACGAACUCACCACCUCAUUUAAUUUUCCAUCAACACCAACAACCAAGCCAAAGUAG
Molecule: messenger RNA, 600 nt
Organism: Kazachstania africana CBS 2517
Lineage: Eukaryota; Fungi; Ascomycota; Saccharomycetes; Saccharomycetales; Saccharomycetaceae
Gene: VFA1
Product: Vfa1p
Exons: 1
Coding region: 1-600 (199 amino acids)
Biological process (GO): vacuolar transport
Cellular component (GO): endosome
Source: RefSeq, a predicted model, not a curated record